Apis cerana (Asiatic honeybee) is the source of this 10040-nucleotide messenger RNA. It is a transcript of the gene Dop2R, whose product is annotated as dopamine D2-like receptor. Lineage: Eukaryota; Metazoa; Arthropoda; Insecta; Hymenoptera; Apidae. The record is from RefSeq and is a predicted model, not a curated record. Gene Ontology annotation, cellular component: plasma membrane. Gene Ontology annotation, molecular function: G protein-coupled receptor activity; dopamine neurotransmitter receptor activity, coupled via Gi/Go. Gene Ontology annotation, biological process: G protein-coupled receptor signaling pathway.
AAGAAGGAGAAGGAGAAGGAAAAGGAAGAAGAAGAAUACAAACGGUUAAAGAAGAACAGGUUAGAAAUGAAAAAUAAAAGAGGAAUGAUCGUAAAAGAAGAGGGAUGGAAAAUAACCUAAUAGGAAAAAGGAAUAAUAAAAAACGGAGAAAAAGAGAGAGAAAGAGAGAAAAUAAAGAAAAAAAGGAAGAAAGGAGGGAAAAGGCGGGUAGUGGGGUAAGGCUGCGAAUUAAGGUUUAGCGAGGAGAGCAGCGUGUGCGCGUAGGGGUUGAAGAGAGAGAGAGAGAGAGAGAGAAAUAAUCGAGCAACCCCCUCCACCGUUUCAUCCCUCCCCGAUCUCACACGAACGUGCGAGCUUCGGGAUUCGAGGCGGUGUGGAAACUCGAACAGACAGCCAGUCGCUCGCCGUUCGUUCAACAACGUGGCUCGAAAGUGCGAUCCAGAGAAGCGAGGAAGGGGAGGACGACGACGAAAACGACGAAGACGACGACGACGAAAACGACGAAAACGACGAAAACGACGAAGACGACGACUACGACGACGAUGUCGCCCCUCGCCCUUCUUCUUCGAUCAUGGCCAACGUGGUCCACCAACUCGGUGUGGAACGGAUACUAUAACUGUAACAACAACAGAGUGUAGAAGGUGACACGAGGUGAAUAUCGAUCGGCGAUCGUGUGCCCUGUGCGUGUCCGACGAAUCCACAGGUAUCUCUCACCGGUAUCCUCCACUCUGUCGCGAUCUCUCAUUGCACGAUCCGUACACGCCCGUCGAUCGGCCCCAUUGUUUUCAACUGGACUUGGAUCUCCGACAACCCUUGCCCCACGAUAAUCGAAUCGAUACCCAUUUCUCGAGAGUGAGUGGAUAAUAAUCGAGAGCGCGUUCGCGAGAGGGGGAUCGAUCGAUUUUUUUUUCCAGCGAUUGACUGCCCCCUUCCCCCAACUCCCCCUCCCCUCGUGGGAGGAGCGAGCAGUAACGAGAUGAUAAUAGCGAGUGCAAAGUGUAAAGUGUCGACGAAAGGGGGGAAGAAGGUGAAGGAGGAAAGAUGCACGGUAAUCGCGAUCGAUUGUGGCCGGUCGAACGGAAGGCAUGGCGAGUGUACGUGGAUCCCGUUUCAUCCAAGGAUUUCCGAUAUUCGGCGUUAGAGGGUUAGUAAUCCUCUCUUGGUGUGGAUACAUUUAACUCGGUGGAUGGUCGGGGGCAGGAGUGGAGAGAUUUGGCCACUGGGUGACUGGGUGCCGCCCGAUCCGGGUUCAACGUUUCGAAUCAAUCGCCAAGGAGAGAGGAUCGUUCCAAGGUUCGAAGGAAGGAAGGAAGGAAGGAAGGAAAAGCGCGGCCGAGCCGAUUUCGAGCGCCGCAAAUUUUUGGGAUGAAAAGGAUUUCUCCGCUUUCCGCGAGGCUCCGCCGCAAUAAAGCAAAAGUGGAAAAGGAACGAGAGAGAGAAAGAGAGAGAAAAGAUUUUUAAACCGAGCACAAAGGCGAGGUUUUUGAUCUCGUUGUAAAAUAUCGAAUCGAUCUAGUCGAUCUAGCUGAAGUGAAUGGCGAAGCUCAGCGCGAUUACCGUGUAUUCUAUGGUUGGGUCACGGUGGCGAGGAUCAUCCCUUUGAUAUAUAUAUAUAUAUAUACGUUUAUACGUAUGUGUGUGUGUUGAAUACACUCAGCAGACAGAUAAGCGUACUCGAUACGUGGAUGUUGCGCAGAAUAUGGGGAAGGCACGAGGCGAAUUUGGCUCACGAAGGCAACAACGUGACACCACGGAGGAAAUUCUCCGACGAUUCUAAAUAAACGGAUUACGUUUUAAAUCUUGGAAUCUCUCUCGGCGUUCCACGACACACCGCGUUCCACGUGUUUCCUCCGCGAUUCGGUCGCCGUGUAUACGUUGCUGCCGCGUGUCGUCGAUCGUGUGUGGCCGGCGAGGACGUUCUUCUACAAUUCGAGGCAAUUCGAGGGGAGAGUGAAUCGAUCGAUCGAGGGAAUGAUUAAAAAUUCAAAGAAGAUGGACAGUCACGGAUGAAGCGGUGGUUGCUAUGACGACCGUUGCCAAAGUGUCAUAGGUGUGAUCAAUGAGACGCUCGACGAGGGAUUUCAAUGAUACGCCAGCAAGCGUAUCGAGGUGGUCGUGGUGAUUGGUGAGAGGCCAGUCAGGACGCGGCACCUCGUUUCUCCUCGCGUGCGCGAGGAAAUGUUAUCUCUCGAGGAGGGGCGCCGCACCACAGCACACGUAAGAAUCUAGAGAGCGUUCAAAAGUCAGCCGGGGUGAGCAGCCAUGCUUGGCAAGAUCGAGGAGGCAUCUCUUCGUUCCAAGAUCUCGUGAUCAAGAUCGACAGGUUGGAUCGGGUGCAGGAUAGUUCAGUCAGCCCGAAAUGGGGACGAAUACGGGCGACCAGUCUCUGCUCGGUUCGAUCGCGAGGAGCCUGUCGUUGGAUCGGCGGGCGCGACGUGGACCGGCCGACCUCUCCCUCGCGGGGAACGCGACCAAGGUCAACACCGUCCACGAGGAGGAGACCUCGUUGAACGACCUGCUCUCGGGAAGCGCGGCCGAGUCGAGCGGCGGUGUCGAGUUAGGCUGGUUCAACGACUCCGCGAUAACCUCCACCUCGCCCUCCUACCCCGGCGGUGGGUCCUCCUCCUCCUCCUCCUCCUCUUCCUUCUUCUCGUCCGUCUCGCCCACGUCCCUCGGAUCCGAGAAUUACACGGGGAUAUCGGACCUGUUCGUGUUCGACGAUCUGAACGAUUACAUCAACCGAUUGAAUUACAGCGCAUUCGUUAAUCUGACGGCCUAUUACGACGGCGGGGCCAACCUGAAUCUGAACGGGACCGUGAACUGCACCUCGUCCAUCGCGUCGUCCGGUGUGGUGAGUGCGGGUGAGUGCGGGCCGGCGGCGGACGUUGACGAAAAGACGGACGCCAACAGUUGGUGGGCCCUGAUCCUCGUCAUCGUCCCCUGUUUGACCUUGUUCGGCAACGUUUUGGUUAUACUGGCCGUGGUUCGAGAGAGGGCCUUGCAAACGGUCACCAAUUACUUCAUCGUGAGCCUGGCCGUCGCCGAUUUGCUCGUCGCCGUGCUCGUAAUGCCGUUCGCCGUCUACGUGUUGGUAAACGGCUCGUGGAGCUUGCCCGGCUUUGUCUGUGACUUUUACAUCGCAAUGGACGUCACGUGCAGCACCAGUUCCAUCUUCAAUCUCGUAGCAAUCUCGAUAGACAGAUACAUAGCAGUGACCCAGCCGAUAAAAUACGCCAAGCACAAGAACAAUAGAAGAGUGUGGUUGACGAUACUGUUGGUCUGGGCGAUAUCUGCCGCGAUCGGCAGCCCGAUUGUUCUCGGCUUGAAUAACACCCCCGACCGGACACCGGACCAAUGCCUCUUCUACAAUACAGACUUUAUCAUAUACUCGAGCCUAUCCAGCUUCUACAUACCUUGCAUCAUCAUGGUGUUUCUCUACUACAACAUAUUCAAGGCGCUGCGAAACAGAGCGAGGAAAGCGAGGGCCAAUAGGAAGCCUAAUUUGGGCGACAUUAAGCCGGGCAGCAUAAUAGAGAACAUUGCGCACACUCGCAGUGGGUAUUCUGUGGCAAGGUUUGCGGAGACGGCGCUGGGGGCGGCGGCUCUCGUGGCUCCCGGCAUGGAAGAGCCGACCAACACCGCUUCCGGUAGCAACGAGGACGAGGACGAGACGCCCCUUGAUCCUGUUGUGGUCAUCUCGAACGAUAAGAGCACCGAGUUCUUUCUGGCCACUGUCGUCGAGGAAGCAGCUUGUCGUUUCAGCGCAGUGGCUCAAGCUCAACUGGGCGGAGAACGGCAGAACGGGAGGAAGGAUUCUGGAUACGACGGUGCGGCGAGCACCGCGGUGAUACACGAACCUGUGCUGGAAACGAAUUCGAGCCCGAGCCCGAACCCGCGGAUCGCGUCGGCCCCGUCGUCCUCGACUUCGUCCUCGCCGCCUGCCAAGGGCGCGGCCGCGACCAGCCAAGCCUCGCAACCGAAGAAGAACGGCGGCGAAACGAACAAGCAGGAAUUGAAGAGGUUGAAGAGCACCGUCUCCCUUCUCCCUCUUCCGCUUGCGCGUACGCCAAGCGUCAUGUCCGCCUCGUCCACCUGCAAGAAGGACAAGAAAAAUGCCGGCUCCGGAUCGCGUUUCACCAUAUACAAGGCGAACAAGGCGAGCAAGAAGAAACGGGAGAAAAGCUCGGCGAAGAAGGAGCGCAAGGCCACGAAAACGUUGGCCAUUGUUCUUGGUGUAUUUCUGAUCUGUUGGCUGCCGUUCUUCACGUGCAACAUCAUGGACGCGAUUUGCACGAAGCUGACUGCCGACUGUCAACCAGGCGUCACCGCAUUCAUAGUGACCUCUUGGCUAGGGUACAUGAACAGCUUCGUAAAUCCCGUGAUUUACACUGUGUUCAAUCCGGAAUUUCGCAAAGCCUUUCAUAAACUUGUCAGCUUCUAGGCGUAUCCCAAUUUCGUUUUAUCGAGUUUUAUCUUGAAUGGAGGAACAACAACGAGACAAUUGGACAAUCGAAUAGCUCAACAUUUGUUCCGGCUGAAGGUAUAUAUGUAUAUAUAUAUAUAUAUAUAUAUCUUUUCGUAGUCCCUUCGAGUCUUUUGUAGAUGGACAAUAUGAGAACGAGAUCGUUUUCUCCUGAUUGUAAUAAAAAAAAAAAAAGAAAAAUAGCGAAAUUAAAAAAGAAAAGAAAAAGAUUAAACGCGACGCGGUGGAUCGAUCGAUGGAUGUGCGAAAUUGAGCCGAGAACCGAAUCGAAGCUUUUUAUGAAGAAUAGAAUUACAUCGUCGUGCACUUUUUACUUGUCCUUUUAUCGAAACAUCAUCGUUAAUAUUCUCUCACCGGCACUUUAUCAUCGUCCACCUUCCUCGCCGCGAGAUCAUUUCGUUCGAUAUCGAUACCGGAGGCGAUGUGCAUCGAUGUUAGAGCUGAAUUACCAAAUAAAUAUUUAAGCUAACGAUAAGUAUAGAUAUAUCGGAGCAUUAAAAAAGAAAAAAAACGAAGUCACGGUGUUUUAAAGCGCGAUGUGUCGUUAAGUGCGUCGAACGCGUCGAGAAAUUUACGUUUCCCUGCCAUUUCGAGCGACUCUGGCUUCGUAUAAAUAACACGAAUAAAGAACACGAGAGUUUAACAAUAAAAGGAGCGAUAAACAUCAGGUUAAAGCGUAAAAUCGAUGGAAGGCGUGUUUGACGAGCAAAUGAUAUAUAUAUAGUAUAUAUAAAAUUACGUAUAUAUAUAUAUAUAUACCUUGUUGGAUAUUGAAUUAUACCGUGGCAGUAUUAUCGUAGCUCGUAAGGUAUAGAGAAAUUUUUUUGGCUCAAAAAGCGGAGGAAGCGAAGCACCAGUUCCACUGGCAUACUGUUACGCGUCACUGUACACCUGCGCGUCGCGCAGUCUAAUCCCACGCCUUUGUACUACGUACGAUUUAUCCGGUUGAAGCACCGGAUCUACCCCGUAAUCGUUUCGUGAUUCGAGAUUCGUCGUUCCGUUUUUCGUCCUUCUGAAACGAGAUCGAGGAACAAGUUUCCCAACGAAACGAAAGUCCUCGAGUCUCGGGCGCAAUUUUACCCGAAUUUUAUAAAUCCGUCGAGGCAACGGUUGCGCAUUACGAUAUCGUCGGGAACGUGUUUUUCGAAUUCUAGAAAAUUGAUUCGCGCGAAGGGGGAAAGGAAUCGAGGCUGUCGAACGUGUCCAUGAUCGAAUCCACGAUGCCAUUUCCGAGGCUUCCUUCGCCGUUCGAGCGGUGCGCCCCCUCCCCCGUCCUAUUCUGACCUAUAUCCCUUAAAAAAUCAUUUAUUAUCUAUUUCGGUUAUCCACGCUUAAUAUCGAUAAGGCAGUCUAACUCUUCUCUUAAUAAUUUCUUUUUCUUUUUUUUUUUAUUCAGAAGAAUAAUCGUGAAACGUGAAUAUGAAUACACAUGCACAUUUUUCUUUGCACACUUCUCUUAAUAUUAUAGAGAAUUGUUAUUUACGGGAUUUAUUCGAAUAUUCGUAACAAUUCGAUCACCCACUGUAUUCUUGUACGAGUUUCGUAAAUACUUGUGUUCUACAAACGUGCACUGUUCAAAUAUUCGCUCACUUUCCAAUGGCUAAAAAAAAUUCGCAAUUUCGGUGAAAACCACUUCGCCUCUCCAAGUGACGGAGCGAGAUUAUUAGCUCGUUCUCUUCGAUCUAUCCAUCAUCCCCCCCGCAAUGCCAUUCGUUCCAGCUACUAAUUAAGAUUUAUGUAUUGUCUUUGGAACGUUGGUGAAACGAAAAUCGAUAGAGGGGAGGGGAAUCCGCCUGCACGUUCGGCUUCUAUCCCGCCUCCGAGAGGGCAAAAAGGGGGAAGAGAGAUUCCUCCUCCAAAGAUAAACAUCGUGUACUUAGGUGACGCGUUCGACAGAAUGGAAAAUCGAGAUAGACGCGUCAGAAGCACCUGUACCGGCUCCGUUUCACGUCCCAUCUCCACCAACGUCUGCCAAAGUUUCCGGCGUCCGAAUUUUCAAACAUAUCAAUACAAACACGACAGGUAACCGUAUAUACGAUCGAAUCCGAGCCGAUCGAACAUAUGCUGCACGAGAUGCGAUCAGAAAGGAAAUCGUUUAUCGAAUUAUUAAUCUGAAUUAUUUAUUAUUCAUGUUUAUGGAACAUCUGCGAUUGAAUAUCGUAUUACGAUUACUUUGGAAAAGGAACAAGUUUCGUUUGUUGUUGUAUCCAACAUUUAAGUCCUUAUUUUACGAUCAGUAAGUCGCUACCAUCAAUUCUUGGAAAUUGGAUCUCAGGGAACGAAACUUGAAACCAAACCAAUCGUUUCGAUACGUAUGCAAAACGUACGUAACACACUCAUCUCCUCUCCUCGUUUCACUCGAAUCCCUAGAAAUUCUCGCUUAAUCAUCCGUAUUUCAGCCGCGAUUAAACGUGCAAUAUUAUGUAAUUAUUCGAUAAGAAAAUAGCUGAACAAUGACGACAUUUAUUAUGAAUUUUUCCAUUUAUGUUGAAUUUAUAUCGAGUCGAAUCUUAAAAAAUGGGAUGCAAAAUUGAUUCCUUUUUGAUCGCAUUUCGAACGCGUAAGAUGGACUGCGAUGAAAACACGUGUGUUAACGCAACAGGAAACACGGUUGUUUCGCGCGUUUGACCCUGCGAUCCUGCAAUAACUACAAUCAAAGCUUUUUACUCUUAUCAGUUUCUGUGAACGCGUUGUAUAACUUUAAAAUCUUCCAAUGUAUAUUUGUACAUAAUUAGUAGUAAUAUUAACGAAUUGAUCGAACUGUGCAAUCGGUUUGUAAAGCGAUAUACGUGCGAAUAGAAGAUCGCUUGCUAAGAAGGAAUGCGUAAGUGGAUGGGAAUCGUUUAUGGGAUGGUAUUACAAAUUCUAAUACUACCUGUAUACUAUUAAACGUUGACAAACAAAAUUGAAACCAAAAUGGAACUUCGUUUUCGAGAGGAAUUUGAAUUUAAAAUUUCGCACGAUUCCCCCUCUCGUUUCGCAAAAAUAAUGGAAUAAAACGUUAAUAGAGGAGGCCAGUGAGCAAAACACCUUUUGCCAAAUACAUUUCCACCAAACACAAAUGCAAACUUACUUCCAAAGUUACUUAAACCGCAACACGAGUUAAAGAAACAGAGUCCAUGCAAAGUUUCAGAUCAAGAUGUUUCGAACGAACAUAAUUUCGCAAGGAAACAACAACAAGAUUUCCCAAAAGUUAGUUUCGAACAGAGAGGGAUUUUGCUCAUCGCGAUCAAGAUUCAUUUUCAAUCCUUCGAAUCGAAUCUCGCGAGAUUUCUUCAAGGCGCUUAUUUAUUAUUCCAGAAACGAUGACCAUCCGUUCACAUUCCUCGUAAGACCUAGAUACACCGCAAUUACUAAUUACUAGGGACAAAGCUAGUGCGCAUGUGCUAGGCAAAACCUUUAGGGAAACUUUUUUCUCGAUGAAUUGUGAUAAAGCUAGGUUUUGUUACUUACCUUUCACCCCAUUCAAGAUUAAAUUGCCCCAUAAUAAUUUAUGAUCAUGAACUCGCAUUACGAAUCGUCGACGAUCUUCCCUUCUUUCUAUCCUUUUUUCCAAUCUUUUUCUCGACAGAAUCGAUCGACAAGAAUGAAAUUUCCAUCGAGCGGGACGGAACGCGAUGGAUUAAAAAGCGCAUUUACCGCGUUUUCGAUUUGCAUCGAAUCUCUUAAUUCACGUCUAAUUCUUUAAACUGAAAUCUCUUAAAGCCCCGUCAAUCCAUUUCGUUACAGCGAAUCCUCGCCGUCAAAAUCGACCAACUUUCUGUCCUUUAAUAAUGGCGCGACAAACUUUCCCUUCCAUCGGCCAACAUUUAAAUUCGAUUCGACAGAUGGUGCUGCGGUGUCACUUUCACGGUGCACGGAGUCCAUUUGAGAGUAAAAGUUCUGUAGCGUCUCUCUCGAAAAUUAGUUUUCGCCAGAAAUAGACGCUAGACGUUAGCAUUAAGAUUCGUCGGCAGUAUUGAUUUUUAAAAAAAGCAAUUUUCGAGAAAAUUUUACUCUACGAAUAUGUUAAAGAUGAAAAUGCGUUUGAAAAAAAUUUUAAAAAAUUUUCUCUCGACGGGUAUUUUUCAACAGUGAGAUAGAAGCAUUUAUCCAAUAAUAAUUUUAAAUAAAACUGUCUACCAACGAAAAAUAAUUCUAGACAAUUUUCCAGAGUUUCACUUUUAAAUGUAUUCGAAUCAUUACGCCAUCGCAGAGACUAUUUUUUCAAAGAAUAAAUCCAAUAUCAAUUGGAUUAUUAAUUGGAUUAAAUUUCUUGUCGUUCGUUAAUGCGAAAGAUUCAAAUCGAUCCCUCGAUACCACGAAAUCAUUUACCAAUCUCCUUAUUUUCUUACUUUCUUCCCUUUUUUUCUUCUUCUUCCUCUUCUUUUCUUUUGUUUUAAGCGCGCGAGAAAAUUCUCGAAACGACGACCAAAGCUUCUUUCUUUAAGCAUCUUUACGCUCAACUAUUGUAUUCAAAACAAGAAGAAAAAUUAAGGCAAAGCGUAUUUAUCACGGCGAGCGAAGCUCAACAAACAGCCUAGCGGAUUGUUUUAACGCAACGCACUUGAUAAACGCAUUAUAAAAGUUUUCUUACAAUCCUGCUAAGAUCGCUCCGUAUUUUUCUAACCCUUCCUUCUUCUGUACAUAAACGUGUAUGCGUGUACGAUACACGAUACGAGAGAUAUCUGUACUCUCCGACUUGUUUAGUCGAGAAGUGCCCUCCUACGUAGCGUUUCUUUAUUUUUCAGGAACAUUUAAAUCGUAAAAAGAAUCUUUCACUUUCUCAAUUAUCAGAGAAAAUUUUAUUCUCCAAUCUCUUUUAAAAGUUACUUUUAAAAAAGUCAAGUUUAAAAGCACACGUGAAUUUUGUUCGGAUAUUUAAAAAAAUGAAGACAUUGGAAAGGAAUAUAAUAAUAAAAUCUCAAACAUUUUUUUUUCUUUUGGAUAUUUCGAAAUGCUGCGUGCGGGACAUUUCAACUAAGGGAAACAGUAUUGUAACGAGAGUAUAUGAGGGUAGCACUGUACAUCUGUGUAAAUAUACAUAUAUCUAAUCGAUAUGAAGAACGCGAGAAAUAUACGAAUGAUUGUGAAUUUCGCGGAAAUUCUCGAGAAAGGGGGCCGGUUUCUACUUCCUUGGAACGAGAACGAGACAGAAGAAAGAGAAAAAAGUAUAAAUAAGCGGAGUGGAACGUCUAAUAAGUGUCCAUGUUUGAGAGUGUGUCACUUCGGCAUGAGAAGAUUACGUUUUUUCCUAUAAAUUUCUUAAUCAUUAUUACGAAUGGUCUAUACAGGGCAUAGAUAUAAGGGAUUGUGAAAAAAAAAAAAAAAGAAACUUUAGUUCGACGAUUAGACGUAAGCGAGACGAAUCAAAUGGAGAAAGAAGAAGAAGAAGAUGAAAAAGAAAAAGAUGAAAUGAAUUAUCCAAACAAAAAAAAAACGCUGUAUGUACCGAUGGCAAUACCGUAUACAUAUUCACACGCGAGUGCAAAAAACAUAUGGGACACAUACACGAAGAAUCAAUCAGAGAAAACACACGGACACUUGUCAAAAUUAAUAAAAAUAUAGUAUAAAUUAA